AUGAGUCGUGGUAGCAACACGUCUUCCCGUAACUCUGCAAUUCAGGCAUCCAUCAUCCCACCAUCCACCCCCCACUACUACUCCACCCCACUACAGCUCCCUCUUUCUUCCUCUUCACAAAAAUCUUCCUCUUCACAAAAAGCUUCCUCAUCACCAUCAAUAGGCCCUUGCCGAUUUCACCAACUGGCAGAUAGCUCGCCUAAUCCCAAAGAACCCCAGACAUGGGCGAAACCGGGAGCGGCUGCUGGCGCGAACAGGGAUGGCGGGGCACCUUCGCAGAUUAGAUGUGCGGUCUGUAAAAAAACGAAGAGCAGGGAGGAGUUCUCCAACCGCCAGCUCCUCAAGUUCACUUCGUACAAUAAGGGCAGUCGAACAACCAAGAAAGAUGUGGAUUCAGUGCAUGUCACUUGUACCCUGUGCACCGCGGGCCAAACCGUUGAGCUCAAAUGCUAUGUUUGCGACAAAGUGAAGGGUUUGCAUGAGUUCGCCAAAAACCAGCGAAAGGACCCAGAUAACGCCAGGUGCAUCAAGUGUGUCGACUCUGACAUUACGGCCGAGCCCGACCUUCAUGCUGAUCAUCCUAAUGUUCCCGUUGAUUCAAGCAGCGAAGAUGAGGAAGAAGAAGAGCACAAUUGGGAUGCUCCAGCAAGGUCGACUGCCAACCAGAUCAGGCCUUAUAGACCUCAGAAUAAGAAGACUGAUUGGGCAUCAACUACCGGUGAGGACGAUGACGAUGAAUAUGACGAUGUCUCAUCUUCUGCUACAUCCCAAUAUAGUGGCCCUCCCAGACAGCAGGGAUUCAACCUUCCAGCACGUCCUGGCACCGCACAGCGUGCUCCGGCUGUGUUUAAUUAUCGUGCUAACCAGCCCUCUAACUCCUACGCUGGCCGUGCUCCUCCUGUCGAAGACGACGACGAUGAAUGGGAAACUAUGUCAAAAACGAAGUCCAUUGGUGGCUCGAGUAGAGCCUCAUCUACUGCCUCGCCCUCCGGUUAUUCAUCACAGCUGCCAGCAACUAGGAAGGGCGGGUGGGCAAAGGUUGCUAAGGGUGUGCCGGAGGGAGAUGACCCGUGGGCCAAUUAUGGCAAAAAGUAG
Molecule: messenger RNA, 1095 nt
Organism: Morchella importuna
Lineage: Eukaryota; Fungi; Ascomycota; Pezizomycetes; Pezizales; Morchellaceae
Exons: 6
Coding region: 1-1095 (364 amino acids)
Source: RefSeq, a predicted model, not a curated record